GCGCCUGGAGCGGCGAGCGGAGCGCGAGGAGGAGGCGGCGGCGCUGUGCAUGCUGGGCUCAGAGCGCGGCGGCGGGGCUUUGCCCUAGGAAGCGAGGCAGGAAGGACUUGAACUAGCGUGCAGCCGCCUCAGCCCGCCCUGCCUCCGCGAGACCCCGAAGGGGCUGCGCGCCCGUCGCCGGCGCCCGGCUCGCCUCGGCCGGAUCGGAGCCGCGGCCAGGAGCGGCAGGAGGCAGAGUCCCGAAGGCAGAGGCGGGACGGGGCUGCGAGAGAGGCGGAACCGGGGGAGGGGGGUCGACCCUGGGAGCCUCUCUCUCUCUCUCUAUCUCCGCCGCCCCCCCUCCCCGGUGGCUGAUCGCCGUUUGGCAGGAGGAAGCCCCCCCCCUGGCUGCGGAUCUGACUGAAGGGGGGCCGGGCGGGGAGGGAGGGAGGAAGGAAAGGGGUGGGAAUCCCUCGCCCUCCGCGCUCUCUUCGGGGCACACGGCGCUUUUUCGUCGGGGUGGUUUCGUGGGGCUUCUUCGGAGCCGGGAAGCGGACGAAAGAGGAGCCGACGUCGCCAGUGGCGCCUCCGCCAGCAGCAGCAGCUCCCGCAGCAGCCGCUCUCCCGCCGCCUCCCCCUGGCCGGGAGAUGGUGACAUAUGAAGCGCGCUGGAAGGACCAUGGUUGAGCGGAACAGCAAGUUCCUGCUGAUCGUGGCGGGCUCGGUGUGCUUCAUGCUCAUCCUGUACCAAUAUGUGGGGCCGGGGCUGAGCCUGGGCUCGCCGAGCCUCCGCUCCUACCAGGACGAGCUGGACCUGUUCCCCACGCCGGAUCCGCACUACGUGAAGAAGUACUACUUCCCCGUGCGGGAGCUGGAGCGCCAGCUCGCCUUCGACAUGAAGGGCGACGACGUGAUCGUGUUCCUGCACAUCCAGAAGACGGGCGGCACCACCUUCGGCCGCCACCUGGUGCAGAACGUGCGCCUCGAGGUGCCCUGCGACUGCCGGCCCGGGCAGAAGAAGUGCACCUGCUACCGGCCCAACCGCAGGGAGACCUGGCUCUUCUCGCGCUUCUCCACCGGCUGGAGCUGCGGGCUGCACGCCGACUGGACCGAGCUCACCAACUGCGUGCCGGGAGUGCUGGACAAGCGGGAGAGCGCCGCCGCCAAAACGCCCAGGAAGUUUUAUUACAUCACUCUGCUGAGAGAUCCUGUAUCCCGUUACCUCAGCGAAUGGAGGCACGUCCAACGAGGAGCCACCUGGAAAACAUCCUUGCACAUGUGUGAUGGCCGGACACCAACCCCCGAAGAGCUGCCAUCAUGCUAUGAAGGCACAGACUGGUCAGGCUGUACUCUUCAGGAAUUCAUGGAUUGCCCAUAUAACUUAGCCAACAAUCGCCAAGUGAGGAUGUUGGCUGACCUGAGCUUGGUGGGUUGCUAUAAUAUGUCCUUCAUAACAGAAAACAAGCGAGCACAGAUACUGCUGGAGAGCGCUAAGAAGAAUCUCCGAGACAUGGCCUUUUUUGGCUUGACAGAGUUCCAGAGGAAAACACAGUACUUGUUUGAGAGAACUUUCAAUCUGAAAUUCAUCAGGCCGUUCAUGCAGUACAACAGCACAAGGGCAGGUGGAGUAGAGGUAGACAACAACACCAUAAGGAGGAUUGAGGAACUCAAUGACUUGGACAUGCAGCUGUACGACUAUGCAAAAGACCUCUUCCAACAGCGAUACCAGUACAAGCGGCAGCUGGAGAGGAUGGAGCAGAGGAUAAAAAAUCGGGAAGAGAGGCUUCUUCACCGGUCUAACGAGGCACUUCCCAAGGAAGAGACGGAAGAGCAAGGGCGCUUGCCUACUGAGGACUACAUGAGCCAUAUUAUAGAGAAGUGGUAGCCUUGAUGGAAUUUUAUACUGAGAACAGGAUUUUAGGGUUUCCAUAAUAAAAGAACAUGGAAUUAAAAACAGCAACUCUUAUUUAAAACAAAAAAAUGGUCUGUAAAACAGAAGGUAGAAUGCUUCUAUAAACAAAGGGUCUUUUUACUGUUUCUUAUAAGACCAAUGGGGUUCUUAAUAAAAUAAAAUAAAACAAAAAAAUAUUAAGGAAUCAAUCCUAGAGAGCUCAGAGUUUAAAAUGCACAAGUGUAGGUCCCCCAGCUCUGACGCCAAAUACAGUGUAAUGUUUCAUAUCCUCCUAGAUGCAAAUCUAGAGGUCACGGAUAGUAGCUUUGUAACCACUAUUCUCCCUUGGCAAGAGCAAUUUGAUCCUCAGAAAUGUCAAAUGUUUUUUUCCCUUGCUCAAGCAAGGUUUUCGAUUGCAAAAGUCAUAAUAAAUGGCAGCGAAUUUGCCAGACAGUGACUUCCUUCCAGUUUCAGCUGCUUGGCUUCAAAUGGAAAACCAUGGUCAAAAAGAACAGAACAGUAUCAAAACAAGCAAUCAGAAAGGGAAAGGGAAAGUUGAGAAAGAGAAACAUUCAAGGAAGCAAAAUACAGCCUGGACCGCAUAUCAAGCACAGAAGUUUGAAUACAUGGCACUGGUUGACCUGCAUGCACACACUCCUGAUCCUACACACUGCACUACCAAAACAGCCGGUGGGUUUGUGCACAAAUAUUCUCAGCUUUUACCUCAUGGGCAGUUCUUCAAAUGCUAACUACUAAUUCCCACAUAAAACCAAACAUGGGUUCUAUUCAUGAAAAUGUCCUUUCCUAGAAAUAACGGGGGGUGGGGGGUGGAACACCAAUCCCUGACAUUUAAAAGGAGGUGGUCUAUGAUGUUCCCUGCAAACUGUUGAUCACCACGUUGUUGGCUGUUUUCUUGCUUAUGUUUAUGUUUCAAAACACUCUUUGCUUCCAGUGGGAGGGCAUUUUAUUUAAAUUGGCACAGAUAUUACAUAUUCAAAAUGCUCAUUGUUUGGCAUUCCAUGCUGUCCACAGUGCCCACGAGUGGUAUAGAGUAUAGGGGUUCACUUUAAGCAUUCAACUGGGCACCAACUCCAUUGAUUUCAAUGGGAUUUAGAAGCAACUAACAUUUGCUGCAUUGCAUCCACCAGCUGCAGGAGUGCUGCUUUGUUGAACUUAAGAGGCAGUAUUGCCUACCACUAUUUUCCAGGAUGGGCAAAGCCUGCCUUGCCUUUGUCUUAUUUUAACAAAGCUGUAGCAUUUGGAAAACUGGGCAUCUUGACUGAUUCGCUGCUUCAGGCACUGUCUGGUGUUCUUUUCCAGCCUUUAAUAACCACAAUAAUCCCUUUUCCUCUCUCUUUUUUUAAUCUAAGUUUUGUUUGGAGAGCAUCAAGUGAUAAUUUGAUCUCCAUCCAAAGCAUGCAUCUUUCUUUUCUACUAAGCCUUUCCGAAAGAGGGGAAAGGGGGGGGGGCUCAAGCAAGCUGUGUGUCACCUUCCUUCCCUGUUCCCUAGGUUGUAGAUGAAGUCAGAAUAAGCUGGCAGUUAGGUUGAUGCUCAAAGGAUGGACUUGCUAUGUAUCAGAGAGAAAACUGGAAAUAUAGAAAGAGAGGCUGAUAUACUUGUUCACAAAGAAGGACUGUCAUUUCCCAUGGUUUGCAAUGGAUUUCCCUCUUCCUAGGUUGCUCUUGUCUGCACAGUUGCCAAAGCUUUGGGUUCCAAACUCUGUGUGUGUGUGUGUUUCCCCCAGGAGGGAAGCCCUGUCUCUUGUAUAGAAGCCUGCCUGAUUAAGCACACAGAGCUUGUUAUGUCUACGCAUUCUCUACAGCCAGUCAGUGAAAAGGGACUUGGAGUGAUAUGGAAAUUAAAAACCCAGUGAAAAAAAAAUCCCACCCCACACCGGCUGAUUGAAAAACCUGUCCAUUUCUUUCAGUGUUUCUCUGAUCAGCCCAAAUGCCCAGGUGCUCCUGAUUAACCCAAACUGAAAAAUACGCAAGUUCUUAAGUACUUUGCCAGAUCUAUUUGUCAAUCAAUGCUAGUGUGGGCCUUGUAUGGGCCUGGCAGUGUUUCUAGGAAUAAGGCCUUCCUGUUCCUCUGAGUGUGCACAGUUGGCUAAAAAGAUGCCCUUGAGGUUUAGGAAAGGAAAACUAUCUCAUCCUAGUUAUUUUGGGUAGAGGAGGCUGCAGGUUAAAAAUCCUGCAUUGGGGGAUGAAUGGCAGUUUGCUAAAUUCCCAGGACACCUGUGCAUUUCUGUAACUAAAGAAACUCUUUAAAAACAAAAGCAAAUGCUAUUUCACAUUCCCUUUUCCCACAAACGUAUGUGUGCUAUGAAGCAGCAGCUGUUCUAUAUGCAGAGCAUGUAGCUUCACCUAAAGGCUUUCUACUGUGCAUUCAUAGUUAUGGAUCUAUAAUAUAAAAAUGGUUGCAGUAGCUAAUCCAUAUUCAUAGCGUGAAGACUGGAGAGCCUGCUGUGUUAUACUUUGCACGAUUGGUAGCAGGUUCCAAAGGCCAAGCUCUGCUUCCGCAUUUUGUGUGGUUAAGGAUAAAAGUGGAGUGUUUUGUUGUGCCUAAAUAUAAUUUCCACAACAACCUGAGUAAACCUUAAUGGAUCUUGCCUGUGGAAAUCUUAGGCCUCUGGGGAGAUCAGUGGUAGUCUUUCUCCAAUAUUUUCUUUGUGUAACAUUGUUUUUUAAGAACAGACUAAGGAAAUAAAACUACUUAAUGUUGUUUCAUCAGCUUCCCUUAAAUCUACCCAAGGAAGGUGAAUAGGUGGGUGAUCAUUUCUGCUUAGACCUCCAUACUUGCAGCUGGUGGAGGGGUUCCCCAUUUCCAGUCCCAGCUUUGACAUAUUAUCUCCUUCCCCUGAAUUUUCCUGUUUACAAAUCAAAAAGCAUUAAUCUUAAACCAUUACAAAAAGGCAUGUCAUAAUUUGAACUUAAAAGCCUAGGUACCACUGAAGGAACUCAGGAUGCAGCUAAAAGGCUAAGAAGCUAUAAUAGAGUGCAGGAGGCAGAGGGAAACUGGUCUGUGGCUUUCUCAAGGGCUGAGAAGAAAAGAGUGUGAUAAGAGUAUUUUCUCAGACACCAAAUGUCCUUCCUUGGGUGGCUUUAAGCAUUGAUGGGCCUCCAACAUUUUGGUGGAUAGUGUUUCCACCCUUUCACCUCCCGUGUCAUUUACUGAACUUUUCCUGUGUUGACAGCAACAGUGUAUAAUGUUUGCAGUCUUGGUGCCAGAGGAGUCUUGCAGAUAUCUACUGCAGCCACUGAAAAUCAACAUCUGUAUUCAGCCAUGCGAGCCAUGCAGAAAAACACUUUUGGCUCUGGACAAACCUCUCCCCCCAGUGCUCAUAGCUUUCCACUAUUGUAGGCCUUAGGACAGUAAGCAGAAGGUUUUGUAGUGUCAGCCAACCACCUAAAGUCACACUGAAAGUAUUGAGAAAUGGUUUUUCAUGGAAGCCGUUUGGAGCAAAGGGCCAAUGAAAGGGCUCUGAAGAAACAAACACAAUACCUUUAAAGUACAUUCAAAGCACAUUGUUUCUCUCAGAGUAUUCUGGCACUGUAUUACCCCACACAAUGUUACAAUUCCCAACAACCCUUAAUAAACUACAUACUCAGAAUUCUUUGAGAGGGAAAAUACACUUCAAAUGUGCUUCAAAAGUGUACAUGCUUUAAAUGUGUGUACACAGCCUGUGAUAGAUCAGACCCUAGCUUAGCAAAACAUUUUCUGUAAAAACAAGAUAUCUUAGUUUUGCAGUGAUGGUUGACAGACCAUCUAUUUCCAGAAGAAAGCAUUGUUAAGAAUGCUUUCCAGUGAGUAACAAUGCAGGAUGAGGAUGAGGGCAGCUUUUCCUAACAGUGGUUGUACUAAAAAUAAAAGUUGGAGCAAAUCUUCACAAAAGGAAGUAUUAAGUAGCCAGAAGAACUGCUGCUGCCUUUGCUUUUGCUUUUUGUGUCUUACUUUUGCUGUGGUGCCUGAACUGAUUCUUCUGCCCUUAUACAGGAGGAGUAGCCAACAUGAUGCCCUUCAAAUGUUUUUGGGUUCCAGUUCCCAUCAGCCUCAGCCAGCAGGACCAGUGCUCAAAUUUGAUUGGAGUUGUGCGUCCAAAAAUAUCUUGAGGACAUCAUGUUGGCCAACACUAUAAUAGAGAAUGAGACAACGCCUCCUAGUCAGGAUACAUAAAUAGAACUUCCAGGUUCAGAAGCAGCUGGCCUCCGAAUACAAUUUGCAGUUGAAGGCAAUUGGCCUACUGUCCUGCUUGUGGGCUUCUCAGAAGCAGCUGGCUGGUCAUUGUGGAAACCAAGAUACUAGGCUAGAUGGACCAUUGGCUGAUCCAUUUGGGUGGUUCCUCUGCUGCUAAAAAGCUGAAAGCUUUAUGAGGAUUGGUACAACAGGGUUUUUUCACUCUCUCUCAGGAGCAAUCCAUCUGUGCAACAAGCAAACCAAGUCAGAGGAGGUCCAUGCAAUAUUAGAUUGUGGUGCAACCUGGUAAGCUAUGAACCUCACUUCCUCCUGGGUUUGUCUGGAUAUAAGAGCAUAUGGAGGGCCGUGGCAAUUCCAACACAUGCACACAAAACAGGAGAGAAUAAAGGCCAAUGUUGGUUCCAGGAUCCUAUGGGAUUCCAGCUCAGCAAGACAUCGACUUGGGAAGCAACCUUAGCUCAGUGGUAGAUUCAUGCAGAAGGUCCCUGGUUCAACCCCUGGAAUUUCUACUUUUUAGGGGGGGAAAGCAGGUGAUGGGAAGGUCCUCUGCCUGUUGCCAAACACAGAGUAGACAGUGGGCUAAAUGGACAAAUAAGUUUGACCUGCUUUAAGGCAGCUCUCUAUGUUUCUUCUUCAUUCCUCAGCAGCAUUCUGGCCAGCACAUGUCCGCUCUGAUCCAAGGAAGAAGCUAUAACCUGCAAAGCUUUGCAGCAUCUCUACUAAUACCUUGCCUGGAUCCUGGUGGCGGGAAGAAACUAGGACAAACCAUAGAUUGCUUGAUUUGUGCAGCCUAUGAACUAUUACAGCAAAGGGUCACAAUGGCAUACACAGUAUGACUCAAGCCCCACUUUCAAGGAACUUCUCCUUAGGCAAUUUGAAAUACAUGCUCAUUUGGGUUUUAGGCUGACUAUAUCAUCAACAAGGAUGUUCAGACUGUCUGCAAAGCAAAGAGCUUUCCUUGGGGACCAGGUGCACUUGCAACACCUGACACCUGCAGUGCACAUCCUCAUUCAGCCCACUCUGAUCCCUCAAAAGGCAUGGCAAAUAGCACACUUUGCACUGCGCAGUUUCCGCAUGAGGCUGUCUCAUGAAGACCCGUACCUGUCUAGGAGAGAGGCAGGUCAGAACUUUCACAAUUUAGUGCUAAAGUGUCAAAGCUGGAAGUAAGUUACGCGCCUUAAUCAUAAUGAGAAUGUCAGUCUCAUUGAAACUUUUAGAUGCUCCAGAAUAGUUCUGACCAGGCUCCAGCUGGUGCUAUAAUGCCUUAAAAUCCAUUUCAGCCAUGCAGCUCUUCAUAGUUAAUGAUGAAAGGUAACGAAUUGACGCCAGCACCACAGAAAUCCUCAUACUGUUCGUUCCCUCCACUGUUUUACAAAGCAUAUGCUUCAGUUCGCAGCUCUGCUCAGUUUUCCUCUUUGUUGAAUGAUGCAUUAUCACAUUCCACUAGCAGAAACAAAUUCAAGGCUUGAAUUAAAGUCCCUUAAAGCACAGAGCAAUUACCCAACCAAAUAAUUGUCACCAGGAGUUGACUGCAUGCACUCAUGCGCUGAUCCAUUAAAAAGAGGCUGGGUUUUCCUUUUUUUAUUAUCAUUUUGCUCUACCCUCAGUGAAUGUUUCGGUUUCCAAUAAAAUCUGAAGGGCAUUAUAUGCAAACGAGCCUCUGCUCCGCCCCCCCCCUGUGGUUUCUACAUUUCUCUUCCCCUUUCUCAGGUGCUCCUUCUACAUGCUGAAUUUGGGAGCCAUGCUAUGAAAAAAAUUAUGUUAAAAUUAUUUUCAAAGGAUGGUUUGUUUUGUACAUGUUGGACUAUGUUUUUAACUUAUUUUUAUUGCCUCUUUCAAACUGUUUUUAAAGUGCUUUUUGAAAACACUUUCACUGUGACGUUCCUAUACUCCUGUAUUAAUCGCUGGACAAAUCCUCAGGCGUUGACAGGCUUUGCCAACGUAAAUACUCUUGGAAUCAAAUGAGAUCUAUCUUAUGUCAUGUUGCUUGCUUUGCUCAUGUAGUCCUUGCUUUCCCCAUCACUGCCUAAGAAGCAUCAGGAACUGCAUGGACAAUCCACACACAGGAACCCAUUUCCCUUCCUUGAGUGUUUUUCUCUGCCAAGGAACAGAGUGCUACUUACGAUCUCUCUAAACCAAGUCCCUCCCUAUUUUUCCUCCCACUUGAGAUUUCAGAACAGGCUCUUCUGAUCAACACUAACUGAGAGAAGAUCCCAACAGUUGUUUUCCAGUGGACUGAAUCUGUAAGGUCUGCAUGUUCGCUGCAGGAAUUAAAAGCAAUGUUUAUUUUGAAUGGAGCAACAUUUUAAGCUUUAUAUAUUUAUUUAUCACAUCUCUCUCUUAAAAAAAAAAGUGUUAAUGAAAAGGAAGCCCAUUUCCUUUUCUUCUCAAAACCUAUGAUGAAAAUGGACAAAGCAAAGUAAAAGGAACAGUCAUCUAAUUGUGGGGUUUUUUUCCUUUUCUUUUUUGUCUAGAUCAAGACUGGAUGUUAGCAGAUUAAAAUAAACCCUAAAAA
Molecule: messenger RNA, 8580 nt
Organism: Zootoca vivipara (common lizard)
Lineage: Eukaryota; Metazoa; Chordata; Lepidosauria; Squamata; Lacertidae
Gene: HS6ST1
Product: heparan sulfate 6-O-sulfotransferase 1
Cellular component (GO): membrane
Molecular function (GO): heparan sulfate 6-sulfotransferase activity
Source: RefSeq, a predicted model, not a curated record